UUAAUUGUUUGUGACCUAUUGACCCUAACCCUGGUAGUAAUCACAAUUCACAAAUCGAAUGCAUUAUUGUCCCUACCAUUAUAUAUCCACCUAAUCAAAUGCAUAUUCACAAUUCACAAAACUUAUUUUUCCUUUCAUUCUUUCCCUUCAUAUUCUGCCAAAAAUUUCAGUGAGAAAGAGAAAAAAUGGUUCUUUCUCAAAAGCUUCACGAAGCCUUCAAAGGCACUGUAGAGAGAAUCACAGGCCCAAGAACCGUUUCCGCCUUUAAAGAAAAAGGAGUUCUUAGUGUCUCCGAAUUCAUCACCGCCGGUGAUAAUCUCGUUGCUAAAUGCCCUACUUGGUCAUGGGAAUCGGGCGAGCCAAGCAAGAGGAAGCCAUAUUUACCAUCUGAGAAACAAUUCUUGAUUACUAGAAAUGUCCCUUGUCUGCGGAGAGCUGCAUCAAUUGAAGAAGAAUAUGAAGCUGCCGGAGGGGAGGUUCUACUUGAUGAUGAAGAUAAUGAUGGAUGGCUAGCAACUCAUGGAAAACCUAAAGAAAUUAAAUCUGACGAAGAUGAGAAUUUACCUUCCAUGGAAAGUCUAGAAAUCAGCGAAAAGAGUUCUAUUAAGCCAGUUUCUUCCUUCAAGGGAGGUGAGGAUGAUGAAGAUAUUCCUGAUAUGGCAGAGUUUACAGAAUAUGACAACAUUAUUGAGACAGAUCCGUCCACAUAUCUAGUAGCUCAUGAACCUGAUGAUGAUAAUAUUCUGCGUACCCGCACCUAUGACAUCAGCAUCUCGUAUGAUAAGUAUUAUCAAACACCUCGUGUGUGGCUUACUGGAUAUGAUGAGUCAAGAAUACUAUUGCAACCAGAACUUGUUCUUGAAGAUGUCAGCCAAGACCAUGCACGCAAAACGGUAACAAUUGAGGACCAUCCUCACUUGCCUGGAAAACAUGCAUCUAUUCAUCCUUGCCGACAUGGAGCAGUAAUGAAGAAAAUCAUCGAUGUGUUGAUGUCACGUGGAGUUGAGCCUGAAGUUGACAAGUAUCUGUUUUUAUUCUUGAAGUUUAUGGCUUCUGUAAUUCCAACAAUUGAGUAUGAUUACACCAUGGACUUUGAUCUCGGUAGCUCUAGCAAUUGACCAAGAAGGUAGCUGCACGUACAAGUAUAACACGAGCAUAAUCUCCUUACCAAAUCUUUCUUUGUUUUCGCGCACAUUAGUUUGGUCUUUUGAAUAGUAGCUGUGUAGAAUUUGGACAGAUUUCCGUUCGAGAUAUGUAAAUAUUUCACAUACCAUAUUCUUAAGACUAUGUUGCUCCCUGCAAUAUAAAAUUAUUGGAUUCGUAGUUUGUUUUAAA
Messenger RNA from Lathyrus oleraceus (garden pea), 1335 nucleotides. Its product is annotated as autophagy-related protein 3. NCBI's taxonomy places the organism in Eukaryota, Viridiplantae, Streptophyta, Magnoliopsida, Fabales, Fabaceae. The record is from RefSeq and is a predicted model, not a curated record. The transcript has 10 exons. Gene Ontology annotation, biological process: nucleophagy; autophagy of mitochondrion; autophagosome assembly. Gene Ontology annotation, molecular function: Atg8-family ligase activity. Gene Ontology annotation, cellular component: phagophore assembly site; cytosol. The coding region runs from base 186 to 1118 and encodes 310 amino acids.